This is a messenger RNA of Myzus persicae (green peach aphid), 1353 nucleotides long. It is a transcript of the gene Ostgamma, whose product is annotated as tumor suppressor candidate 3. Gene Ontology annotation, cellular component: oligosaccharyltransferase complex. Bases 256 to 1239 code for a protein of 327 amino acids. The record is from RefSeq and is a predicted model, not a curated record. Lineage: Eukaryota; Metazoa; Arthropoda; Insecta; Hemiptera; Aphididae. The transcript has 8 exons.
AAUUUUAUUGUAUCAUAACGUCAACGUCACUACAUUUUUAUUUUAUUAUAUUUGUUUACAGCCUAUAAUAGGUGCUGGGGUACUUUUCGAUAUUCAUACAUUUUUAUACAUACCUACAACUUUUGAAGAAAUCGUAGUUCAUGUGAAAUUGUGUACAAUAUUAUAUUGAUGUUGAAACAACGUUAGUUAUUCAGUAUUCCAGAAUCAGUAUGAAUUUUUCGUUCUAGUUCACAUACAUUCUCAAAAUUUUUAAAAAUGUAUCUAAAAACCAUUCUUCUCUGUGCUUUUAUUGUGUUAAAUUCCUUAGUCGAAAGCGCUAGGGAAGAGCGCCCUAAGAGCCUUGAUCAAAAAGUACAGCAGCUAAAUGAUCUAUACCAAAAGAAAUUUUUAGUUAAAUUUAAUGGUCCUAAAUUUAAGGAAUUAGUCAAAUCACCACCAAGAAACUAUUCAGUUAUUAUGAUGUUCACUGCAAUGGCGUCUCAUAGACAAUGUUCAAUAUGCGGGCAUGCUAGUGAUGAAUUUAUAAUUGUAGCAAAUUCAUAUCGCUAUUCUCAUAGAUUAACUGAAAGUCCUUUAUACUUUGGAAUUGUUGACUUUGAUGAGGGAUCUGACAUUUUUCAAAUGUUGCGAAUCAAUACCGCUCCAGUGUUCAUGCAUUUUCCAGCAAAAGGUAAACCCAAACCUUUAGAUACUAUGGAUAUACAAAGAGUUGGUUUUGCAUCAGAAAUGAUUGCCAAAUGGAUACAAGAAAGAACUGAUGUUCAAAUACGAAUAUUCCGACCACCAAAUUAUUCAAGUACAUUGGCGUUAACCAUAUUAUUUGCAAUAUGCUCAUCAUUUUUAUAUAUCAGGCGAAAUAAUAUGGAAAUGUUUUUCAAUAAAAACUUAUGGGGAGUUUUUUCUGUGUUAUUCUGUCUAAAUAUGAUUUCUGGACAAAUGUGGAAUCAUAUAAGAGGCCCACCACUAAUGCAUCGUAAUCAGCAAGGCAUUAUCACAUACAUUCAUAACUCUUCACAAGGACAGUUUAUUGUUGAAACCUACAUCAUAAUUAUAUUGAAUACAAUAUUGGUGUUUGGAGCAGUGAUAAUGAUCGAUUCUUAUACCAAGAAAACAGAUUCUAAGACACGUAAAAUAAUGACUGUUGGUGGUUUAGCAUUGGUUGUAUUUUUAUUCAGCGUUAUUCUAUCUAUAUUUAAAUCAAAAGCACAUGGAUAUCCUUAUAGCUUUCUGAUCAAGUAAUGGAUUUUUGAAUGAGCAUCUACUUAAUUUUUUUUUUUUAUUAUUUAUCAAAAAUUGCACAGACCUUUAAAGUUUAUCAAUUAAUGGUUAAAACGUUUUCAUAUUUGGGUACAA